UUGUCUCGUUUUCAAACACCGGCUGUUCAACAUGGCGGAUACCAAGGAAAAGCAAGAUACAGAGAAAGAAACACAAAAAGAAAAGAAAACAGAGGAAGAAAAUGAACCAGAGUUGUCUGAGGAAGACAGGCAAUUGCAAGAUGAGCUUAACAUGUUGGUGGAAAGACUUCAGGAGCCAAACCAAAAGCUUUACAAGCCAGCAUUGGAAAGUAUGAGGACUUUGAUUCGGGCAUCUACCACUUCAAUGACCUCUGUUCCUAAGCCCCUUAAAUUCCUAAGGCCACAUUAUGAUACUUUAAAGCAAGUUUAUGAGAAGAUAAAAGAUACAAAAACUAAGGCAUUCUGUGCAGAUAUCAUCUCUGUGCUGGGUAUGACAAUGGGGGAAGGGAGAGAUUGUCUCAAGUUCAGAAUGCUUGGCUCACAUGAAGAAGUUGGAGCAUGGGGACAUGAAUAUGUUAGGCAUCUUAGUGGAGAGGUUGCCCAGGAGUGGCAGGACACACCAGAAAAAGAGACCAAAAAGCGUGAAGAACUUCUCAAACUUGCCAAGCAGAUUGUACCCUAUUCCAUGCAUCACAAUGCUGAGGCUGAGGCCUGUGACUUGCUGAUGGAGAUUGAAAGGCUGGACCUGCUUGAAGAUUAUGUAGAUGAGAAUGCAUUCCCUAGGGUAUGCUUGUAUCUGAACAGCUGUGUUCCCUAUGUACCAGACCCAGAGAAUACAAUUUUGUUGAAGACAACUCUCACUAUUUUCCGUAAAUUCAACCGUUACCCAGAGGCUCUCCGCUGUGCUAUGGAACUAAAUGAUACAAACUUAGUGAAGGAGAUCUUUUUGUCAUGCAAAGACUCAAUGAUUCAGAAGCAGCUAGCAUAUAUGUUGGGCAGACAGCAGAUCUUUUUGGAGUUGGAUGAUGAAAUGGAUGAUUAUGAUGAUCUAGUAGAAAUCAUGUCCAAUGCACAUCUCAAUAAUAAUUUCCUAGCACUUGCAAGAGAGUUGGAUAUUAUGGAGCCUAAAGUACCAGAGGACAUUUACAAGAGUCACCUAGAACCCAACAGAACAAUUGGACCUUCUAAUGUGGACUCGGCCAGGCAGAACUUGGCAGCAUCUUUUGUCAAUGGAUUUGUAAAUGCCGCAUUUGGACAAGACAAACUGCUGAUGGAAGAUGGCAGCAAAUGGAUCUAUAAAAACAAAGAACAUGGAAUGCUUAGUGCCACAGCUACUUUAGGUCUCAUCCUCCUGUGGGAUGUUGAUGGUGGCUUGACACAGAUUGACAAAUACCUUUACUCUUCAGAGGACUAUGUAAAAUCUGGAGCUCUGCUUGCUUGUGGCAUUGUAAAUAGUGGUGUGAGAAAUGAAUGUGAUCCAGCACUUGCUUUAUUGUCGGACUAUGUACUUCACAGCAACAAUAUUAUGAGGAUAGGGUCUAUUGUAGGUUUGGGCUUGGCCUAUUCUGGCUCCAACAGAGAAGAUGUCAUCAGUUUGCUACUACCAGUGAUGGGAGAUUCUAAGUCUAACAUGGAGGUUGUGGGCAUGGCAGCUUUGUCAUGUGGUAUGAUUGCAGUAGGCAGUUGUAAUGGAGAUGUCACAUCCACAAUUCUACAAACGUUGAUGGAGAAAUCUGAAUUAGAAUUGAAGGAUCCGUAUGCCAGAUUUUUAGUACUAGGACUGGCUCUUACCUAUUUGGGCAAACAAGAAUCUGCAGAUGCUGUGUUAGCAGCCUUAGAGGUGAUGGCUGAGCCUAUCAAGUCUUUGGCAACUAUAAUGGUGGACAUUUGUGCCUUUGCAGGAACGGGAAAUGUUUUGAAAGUCCAGCAUUUACUCCACAUUUGUUCUGAACAUUAUGAGGAAAAGGAUGAGAAAGACAAAGAUAAAAAAGAUGAUAAGAAGAAGAAAGAGGACAAAAAAGAAGAGAAGAAAGAAGAAGAAAAGACAGAAGACAAAAAGGAGGAAAAGAAGGACAAUUUGGUAGAUUUAGCAGCUCAUCAAGGUGUUGCAGUAUUAGGAAUUGCUCUGAUAGCAAUGGGUGAAGAUAUAGGGGCAGAGAUGACUCUCAGAACGUUUGGAAGUUUGUUGAGAUAUGGUGAACCAGCUAUCAGAAGGGCCGUUCCCCUUGCCCUAGCCCUGGUAUCGGCAUCCAAUCCUAAACUCCAGAUCUUGGAUACUCUUAGUAAAUUCUCUCAUGAUAGUGAUCCAGAAGUUUCAUACAAUGCCAUUUUAGCUAUGGGUAUUGUGGGAGCAGGUACAAACAAUGCCAGACUGGCAGCCAUGUUACGCCAGUUAGCAGUGUACCAUGGGAAGGACCCUAACAACCUGUUUAUGGUGCGUAUAGCCCAGGGACUAACCCACAUGGGCAAGGGCACGCUGACCACUUGUCCAUACCACAGUGACCGUACCCUACUCAGCCCAGUGGCAGUGGCAGGACUCAUGGCUGUGUUGGUGGCAUGUUUGGAUGUCAAGACAAUUAUACUUGGUAAAUCUCACUAUGUACUGUUCAACUUGGUGCCUGCUAUUCAACCCAGAAUGCUGGUGACAUUUGAUGAAGAGCUAAGACCACUGCCAGUACCUGUAAGAGUUGGACAGGCUGUAGAUGUUGUGGGCCAGGCAGGCAAACCUAAGACUAUCACAGGAUUCCAGACACACACCACCCCAGUACUGUUAGCAUAUGGAGAAAGAGCAGAGCUGGCAACAGAAGAAUAUUUAUCCCUCACACCAGUAAUGGAAGGUUUUGUUAUUCUCAAGAAAAAUCCAGACUAUGAAGCUUGAAGAACACCUGGUCCCAAAAUGAAUAUGAAAAAAUUCGACUUGGACAGAGUAGACAUUUAAGUCAGUUGGAUGAUAUAUGAACAAAAGUCCUUGCCAUCUUGUUUACACAUUAUUUUUGAGGUCUCAGUGCAAGUUGCUGCCAGACAAUGUUACUUGCUAUCUGUUGCCAGUUAUAAGUGUGUGAAAGGGAAUGACUGGUUUAAGUUUAUCCAAUCUAAAUGAUUUCAAGCAUCAGUCUUCUGAAAUGUGAACACUACUCCAGUCCUUUAUAGAGCUUGAGUUGAGACAGAGGAACAUAAGAAGAAUGUCCUAAAUGUAUUGCAAAUGCAUAACAAAAACUACUGUAUGUGAUAUACAUAAUGGUAAUAAACAUUUUAUUUGUA
Molecule: messenger RNA, 3141 nt
Organism: Lingula anatina
Lineage: Eukaryota; Metazoa; Brachiopoda; Lingulata; Lingulida; Lingulidae
Product: 26S proteasome non-ATPase regulatory subunit 2
Biological process (GO): regulation of protein catabolic process; proteasome-mediated ubiquitin-dependent protein catabolic process
Cellular component (GO): nucleus; proteasome regulatory particle, base subcomplex; proteasome complex
Molecular function (GO): enzyme regulator activity
Source: RefSeq, a predicted model, not a curated record